AUGCAUCCCGCCCUGCAGGUGAUCACGGGGGGACACUAUGAUGUGGACUGCUACGUGGAGGACCCCAAUGGCAAGACCAUCUACAAGGAGACCAAGAAGCAGUACGACAGCUUCCCGCACCACACCGAGGUCGAGGGCGUCUACACCUUCUGCUUCAGCAACGAGUUCUCCACCUUCUCGCACAAAACCGUCUACUUCGACUUGCAGGUGGGCGACGAGCCGCCCAUCCUGCCCGCCAUGAGCAACCGAGUCACUGCCUUGACGCAGGUUAGUCGGGCGCCGCUCACCAUCCACGAGGCCCUGAACACGGUGAUAGACUCGCAGACCCACUACCGCCUGCGGGAAGCGCAGGACCGCAGCCGCGCCGAGGACCUCAACGGCCGCGUGUCCUACUGGUCCGUCGGGGAGACCCUCAUCCUCUUCGUGGUCAGCGUUGGCCAAGUGAUGCUGCUCAAGAGCUUCUUCACCGAAAAGCGGCCGGGCAGCAGCGGGACCGGCACCUAG
This is a messenger RNA of Tinamus guttatus (white-throated tinamou), 504 nucleotides long. Lineage: Eukaryota; Metazoa; Chordata; Aves; Tinamiformes; Tinamidae. The record is from RefSeq and is a predicted model, not a curated record.